UAUAAAAAUCUUAAUUUCGUCGAUUCCAGAAUUUGAUGCGCGCGCCUUUAGUGUUCCAUGUUUCUAAACAUGGCAGGUCGAAGUGGAUACGAUGAUGUUAAUCCCAGGGAUUAUGGUGGCGGUGGCGGCAGAAGAACUCUCGGUGGCCGCCCUCUGCCUUCCGAGCCACCUUACAAGGCUUACGUCGGGAAUUUGCCCUCUGGAAUUAUUCAAGGCGAUAUCAAUAGGAUUUUCCCUAACCUAGCUAUAAAAAAUGUAAGGUUGGUGAUGGAUAAAGAGACAGAUAAGUUUAAAGGAUUCUGCUAUGUGGAGUUUGAAUAUCUUGAGGACUUGAUAAGAGCAAUUGAAAUGAGUGGCGUUCUCAAAGUAGAGGAUAACUUUAUUAAAAUUGAUGUGGCUGAAGAAAAAAGGAGUGAUCGGGGAGGUUUUGAUCGCGGUCGGCGGGACGGUGGGCGCGAUGGCGGGCGCGAUGGUGGGCGGGGCGGCGGCGGCGGCGGAUUCCGGCGGGAUGGCGGCGGCGGCCGCGGUACGUACGACCACUUCGAUGGGCUCGACCGCCGUGCGCCGCGCCAUCAGGGUGGAGGGCUGCCACAUGACCGUGAACGAGGCGGUGGUGGAGGUGGCGGCGGCGGCGGUGAGCGGUGGGCCGAGCGCGGCGAGCGGUGGGGCGAGCGAGGCGAGCGGGAGCCGGGCCGGGCCUCGCGCGGCUCCAGCGAGGAGCCCCGCGCCGGCGACUGGGGCCGCAUGGGGGCGCGCCAGCCCGCGCCCGCGCCGCGCCAGCCGCCCGCACGACGCAACUUUGACGACAUGCCGGCCUCGCGCCCAGGGAGCUCGGACACGUCCGCGCGGCCCAAGCUGAAGCUGGAGCCGCGCACCGUGACGGAGCCGCUGAACUCGCUCGCGUCGACCAGUCAGGCGCACUCGAUAUUCGGCGGCGCGCGGCCGAGGGAAGAACGACUCAAGGAACUGGCGGGCGAAUAGACGCCUUACUUACCUCCUUUAAUACCGCGUACUCUCAUCUCCCGGUCCCGUGUGUAUAUGUAUCGUCCCGAAGCCCGCUGCCGAUCCUCUAUGUGUGCCCCGAUAUUUACAGCAGUCUCCUGUCUCCGAUUGAUUGCAGUGCGAUAAAAUUGUAAAUGGACUGCAAACAUUUUGUUAGGUUAUAUGAGGUUGUAAAUCAUUUUUAUCGUAUAUUUUGUUAGCUUUAUUAUGUGUAUCGAAAGAUAGCUUCUUAUUAUUUUUACGCCGCUCCGCCUCGUUUUCGAGCCGGGGCUCGGCGUGUCGCUUGGUUAAUCCGCAGUAUUUAAAUUGCUAGUAUGUAUUGUUUGUCUCAUUAUAAGAUUUAUCCGGGCUUGUGUGUACAUACGAUAUCGGCUCGCAUAAUAUUAAUUAAUUUUUCGAAAUUAGACUUUGAAGAAAAAUAUUUUUUGUUCCUCAUUUUUGGGUUAUGUGUAUUGAAAUAUUGUAAUAAUUAUUUUAUUUUUACUAUAGCAUUGUGUCGAUGGAGGUUCGUUACCGAAUCUCUGUUGUUUUUUUUUUCAUUUAUUAUUUGUUUAGUUUGUUAGGUCAUGAAAAUUAAUCAUUGAACGAGUAAUUAUGAUUCAUAAUUUAAGAGUUGAGAUAAUAUGGUGAUGUAAUUACGGUGUCAUUAAUAAAAUUAACUUCCACGUACUUGAAUUUCUACUUUAUUACAUAAUUGUGUAAUGGCAAGUAUCGUGGCAAAGAAAAGAAAAAAAAUCGCAAAAUUGUAACAGAACAUAGAAAAACGAAUAAAAAGUGAAUUCUUUGUAA
Molecule: messenger RNA, 1791 nt
Organism: Trichoplusia ni (cabbage looper)
Lineage: Eukaryota; Metazoa; Arthropoda; Insecta; Lepidoptera; Noctuidae
Gene: eIF4H1
Product: eukaryotic translation initiation factor 4H
Exons: 7
Coding region: 58-981 (307 amino acids)
Molecular function (GO): RNA binding
Source: RefSeq, a predicted model, not a curated record